AAAAUAUGUUCUGCAUGCCUGGCAAGCGACGUCAUGUCAUAAAAGUUACUGUAGGCAGAACUUUUUCCUCCAAGUUAUGGCACUUCAUUUAUUAUACUUACAUUUUAUAACUAAAGUUAAGUAUAUGCGACACAUAUUACGAUGGGAAAAGAACAGGUGGAUGAUAGACUGUCGAUGAAGAGCGCGCACCACAGACAUGGCGUCUAUAGUAUUUUUUUUUUUUUACGCGGAAGCCAUGUCACCAAUGGCCGCUUCUCCUUCAUCCUGCGACCAUCAAGAGGACUGGGGCGAAGAGAUGAUGGAGUUGAACAAGGAUUUAGAGAGAAUGAUUGAAGACGUGGAAAAUAUAUCAGUACAGCUGACGUGGAUGGCCUAUGACAUGGUGGUGCAGCGAACCAGUCCUGAUCUGGGGGACUCCAUUCGUCGGCUGGAGGAAGAGUUUCUCCGCUGCAGGGCUGUCAUCUGUAGCUCCCCUGGGGAACAGGAGCCAAACCAGGGGCAGGGAAAUGACCAGGGGAUGGGAUAGGAACCGGGACAGGGGCUGAACCAGGGGCAGGGGAUGGGAUAGGAACUGGGACAGGGGCUGAACCAGGGGCAGGGAAAUGACCAGGGGAUGGGAUAGGAACUGGGACAGGGGCAGGGAAAGGACCAGAGGAUGGGAUAGGAACUGGGACAGGGGCAGGGAAAUGACCAGGGGAUGGAAUAGGAACUGGGACAGAGGCUGAACCAGGGGCAGGGAAAGGACCAGGAGAUGGGUUAGGAACUGGGACAGGGGCUGAAGCAGGGGAUGGGAUAGGAACUGGGAUGGGCUGAACCAGGGGCAGGGAAAGGACCAGGGGAUGGGACAGUGUCAGGGAAUGGACCAGGGGAUGGGAUAGGAACUGGGACAGGGGCUGGGAUAGGAACUGGGACAGGGGCUGAACCAGGGGCAGGGGAUGGGAUAGGAACUGGGACAGGGGAUGGGAUAGGAACUGGGACAGGGGCAGGGGAUGGGGAUGGGAUAGGAACUGGGACAGGGGCAGGGGAUGGGAUAGGAACUGGGACAGGGGCUGAACCAAGUUAUGUGAAUGAAGUGUCCUAGACCUGUACAUACCACCCCCAUCCCACUGACAGAUGUGAUUGGCUGUGAUUCACCAGGAAUAUCUGAUGUUCUGAAAUGGACCUGAAUCCUAAGAUAGUAGCCUGCGUCCUGUCCUGUAUGCUUGUCUACAAUGUUGUUGCAGUUAUAUGUAUACUAGUCUCAUCUCUAGCAGCGACCACUGCCCCACACUGCAUGCUGUCUAAGCUGAGCAGCAGGCUGUUGUAUGGUGCUGUUGUAUGUAGGUUAUUGUUGUGUGUUGUGUACCUUUGGACAGGGUGUUCAAUUAGCUUUAGUGUUGUGUUCUGAAUUUGUGGUUUGGUCAAGUAAUAAGAUAAACUUCAAUAGCGAAUUUUGACUGUCAGCUUGUUUAUUGGGAUGCCAAAAGAAGUUGGUAAAAUGUGCAUACACGUGUUGACAUUCUACAUAUUGAUAGUCACAUCCUAGUCGUA
Oncorhynchus kisutch (coho salmon) is the source of this 1530-nucleotide messenger RNA. It is a transcript of the gene syce3, whose product is annotated as synaptonemal complex central element protein 3. Bases 197 to 526 code for a protein of 109 amino acids. Gene Ontology annotation, biological process: synaptonemal complex assembly; spermatogenesis; reciprocal meiotic recombination. The record is from RefSeq and is a predicted model, not a curated record. NCBI's taxonomy places the organism in Eukaryota, Metazoa, Chordata, Actinopteri, Salmoniformes, Salmonidae. The transcript is spliced from 3 exons.